AUGGAAGAACACUCGGAGACUGUAGAUGUGCCCGCUGAAGCCGAACCCUCCUUAGAGGCCUCCUCCCCGGGUACACCCAAGAACGAACCGCCCAAUGAUGGUCUCCAGUGCGGUGAAGUAUCAGAAGAACCAUGUGGUACCAGCAGUGGCGAGGGUGAACAACAAGAUGCAGGCAGUGCUAAUGAAGCUCCUUUAAACAACCUUGAAAACACGGAUGAGCAUGAACCACUCCACGCAACAGCUGACUGUGAUUCGAGUUUGCCAGAAACUUCAAUGGGAGUGGAGGAUAGUCAAGACCAUGCCUGUGUUGAAGUGAGUGCAGAAGUAGAAGACCUUCAGCCUACCAGUCUCGAUCAAACAACAAAUGAUCAAGACGAGCCUGUCACAACUUCUACAGCCUAUGAGUCCGCGGAAACCCAUGUGCAGAAUGGCUAUACCGUCGAAGAAGGAACAAACGACACUGCUCAAGCGGAAUUAAGCCAGGCUAAUCCUCAUAGUAAUGAAAAUAAUGAAGUUCUUGGCAGUGAAGCCGCAGUCGGAGGUGACUCGGGUGAAACCGCUGCUUAUGAUAAUGGAGAGAGGGAUGAUAGUGAAUUGCCCACACAUCAGGAUAAGGAGGAACCAGAGAUGGGUGAUGCAGAAACCUCCUCAACAAAGUCCCAAAACUCCAGUUCCUUGUGCGUCGACGCUUCUUCGCCGGCUGAUGCCCCAGAGAGUAUGCACGCAGAAGAAAGCCAGGACACCUGCUGCAAUGAGCCCGUAGAACACAACGAAAGUGUCCAGGAGAAUGAUGUCACAAUGAUUUCAGAAUCUCAAGUUGAGUCCUUGGUACCGAGUCAGGUGGAAAAUGUUUGUGAGCAACCUCAGGUGACUCAGGAUGACCAAAGAGUCACCACUGAAGAAAAGCAGCCUAUUAAACCUAAUGAAUAUCCUGAAAUCAACUGUCAGGAUUCUGUUAGUCAAACAUCAGAGGAUAGGGUCGCUGCCCAGCCCUGUACCGAAAUGCCAGACAAGAUUGCUGACUACGUCCAGUCAAAAGACUAUAGUCCUGAUGUCGAGCAGCAAAAUAAGGAGGAUGAGAAGGUGGAAACAAGCUCAUUAAAGGCUGAACCGGCUGAAGUGUUAUUGGCUGAGAAGAAGACUUCGGGUAAGGAGGAUUUUGAAGCCAGGUAUGCUGAGUUUGUGGGACGCAUUCUGCCGGGUCACGACGUCUAUCAUGCCGAAAGAGAACAGGAACUUCCCCGCGGGGGCACCUUACACAGGCAUGCCGAUGCCCACUCCCCCUACGCAGUACUAUGGGACACCUCUAACGUUUCAGUGCGCGCCAAGGCGGCCACCCUGGUGGAUAAAACGCUAGUGGAACCGCAAACAGCCGAGGACAGUGCCGCUAAAUACGACGUGCCUUUUAUGGAUGAUGAAGCCUUUUUACCCCAUCGCAUGCGCUCCAACAGAGGGCAAGAGGAAGACGCGUAUUCAGACUCGGACUCAGAUUACGAGAGCGGAGAGUUUGGCAAGGGUUUGCUGGAGAAAGACCACCUGGCUCACCUGGAAGAAGCGUCUACACAUUCCAGUAAGUCAGCUGUUUGUUAG
Dibothriocephalus latus is the source of this 1590-nucleotide messenger RNA. Lineage: Eukaryota; Metazoa; Platyhelminthes; Cestoda; Diphyllobothriidea; Diphyllobothriidae. The record is from the annotation of a GenBank genome assembly.